Messenger RNA from Antrostomus carolinensis (chuck-will's-widow), 1804 nucleotides. RefSeq lists its product as uncharacterized. The record is from RefSeq and is a predicted model, not a curated record. Gene Ontology annotation, molecular function: transcription cis-regulatory region binding; nuclear receptor activity. Gene Ontology annotation, cellular component: aryl hydrocarbon receptor complex; nucleus. Lineage: Eukaryota; Metazoa; Chordata; Aves; Caprimulgiformes; Caprimulgidae. Gene Ontology annotation, biological process: xenobiotic metabolic process; regulation of transcription by RNA polymerase II; response to xenobiotic stimulus.
GGGGAGUGUUGUCCUGGGCUACACGGAAGCGGAGCUGUGCAGGAGAGGCUCCGGGUACCAGUUUGUGCACCCGGCCGACAUGAUGUACUGUGCAGAGAACCACGUAAGAAGGGGCAAGCCCGACUGCAUCAUCGCCCGGCAGCGAGCCCUGUCGAAUGAAGAAGGGGAGGAACAUCUGCGGAAGAGAAGCCUGCAGCUGCCUUUUAGCUUUGCCACUGGGGAAGCAGUGUUGUACGGGAAUGACCUUCCUGAGUUCCUGGAUUGCUCCCAGGCGAAGGAGGAGCUGCAGACACAAGCAAACACCCACUCAAAGCAGCACUCAGUAGACCCCAACUCUCUUCUUGGGGCCAUGAUGAGGCAGGAUGCAUCCAUAUACACCUCCCAUGCUGAUAACAUGCCUCAGUUCUCCUUGUCACAUCUCAUCACUGAGCCUGAUGGACCGAGCCAGAGCGAGGAAGUUGUCAAUGCCAAGGAGGACAGCAAUUCCCUCCUAGGUGUUAUUGAAACCCUCUUUGAGAAGAGCAAGUUGGAUGGAAACAUCUGCCAGACCCUCCAGAGCUUCAACAUGGACAAUGCAGAGCUGCAGCGACAGGAGGAGGCUCUGCUCAGUUUGGGUGCAGAGCAAGAGCUGCCAGCUCAGGAGGCUGGUGAGACACUAGGCACCGAGGUGACAUCCUAUGUGGAGCAGAUCCUCCUCAGGGAGGAUGCUGGGAAGAGCAUGGACUUCCUGCAGUGCAGUGCAUCACCCUGCCAUGAGGAAUAUGGUCCUGCAGCUCAUUUCCACCACUGCUGGGCAACUAAUUCAGCAUUUCAAGCCCCAGCACAGCCCCAGGCACUGGGUGCACAAGGCCAAGAUGCUGUGGUGUCUCUAGUCAACGUUACAUCCGAGGUCAGCUCUGCUCAACCAGAACAGCAAGUCCCAUUUAACCCAGCCAGGCUGGUGGGAGGAACUGUUCUGGAUGUCCUGGUCUCCAGCACCAAGCCUUCUGUAGCACUUCAGCUGGCAAACCCAGGACAAGUGCUUCAAGCAGAGGUUACCUCCUCUGCUCCUGUGGAUAACGCUGUUCCUGAUGAUCAGAGCCAGCCUGGGUGUCACCUGGUGGGCUCCAGCUACCCACCUCCGUUGCACUCAAAUGCUCUAGUGACUCAGUGGCACAAUGUCCUGGUGCAGGCAAACCCAGCCAAUGCUUUGAGUCAGAGUGAUUCUCCUGGAGGUUGCUCACCAGAGGCUUGGAUGACCACAGCUCAGAAAGAGCUGGAAGCAGCAGGAACACAGCUGGAGUCACAAGCUCUGCUGGCCAGCAGCCCUGAGAGCCUCUCGGGGACUGGGCUGUGGUUGCUGCCCUCCCAGUCUCCUCCUUGCCCUGCACAGAGCUUGCAUGAGUCCUUGUUCUCCAUGGCUGGGGACCUCUGUGGUGAGGAGGCUGCUCUCCCUGCACGACCAUCAGCACCCUUAGGAGUCAGCCAGCUGCCAGGGCGUGGUGGCUUCUCCAAAGAGCCCCCCAUACUCCCCCCAGAGCCCAGAUUUUCUUGGGAAGGGGAACAGGACAAGUGGUUCAGGCAGUGCCAGCCCUGGUUCCUGCAAGCUGGGGCAGCUCCUCGGAGAUGCGGUGGGGCAGGUCUGGUGCAACACAAUGGGCUCUUAGUGGGGUCCAGCGCAGAUCCCAGCACCCCUGAGAUGGACCACGUGUUACUGCCUGAGGGCCAGUACAGAAACCACCUUUUUGGACAUGAGAGUGCAUUUCUGAGAGAUGUCCAAAAUAUCCCUUCACCAAGAGUUGGGUGCUUUGCCUUGUCCCACUGA